GGAAUACACAAAAUUAUUUUAAACCACAAUGGCACCAACUCGCCGCGUCGCCGUCAUUCAAUGGAACAUCAAAGACCUCGCCAUCGACGAGAACCACCAAACAGCAUGCGCCUACAUCCGUGAUGCCGCAUCCCAAGGCGCUGAACUGGCCGUUCUCCCAGAAUACCACCUAACCGGCUGGGCCCCCUCCAACCCAACCUGGACUGCCCUCGCCUCCAAAACAACUCCCUACCUCGAAGCAUACCAAUCUCUUGCCCGUGAACUCAACAUCUGCAUUGUCCCCGGUACCAUCGUCGAACACCAUGGCCCUUCCCCGACACAGCAACAACCACUCCUCUACAACACCGCCUACUUCAUCUCCAACGACGGGAGUAUCCUAGGCCACUACCGCAAGAAGAACAUCUGGCAUCCUGAACGGCCCUACCUCACCUCUUCCGGGAGUGAUCCACAUGAAGUAUUCGAUACACCGAUCGGCAAGGUAGGGUUGCUUAUUUGCUGGGAUUUGGCGUUUCCGGAGGCCUUCCGGGAGUUGAUUUGUAAGGGGGCGGAGAUUGUGGUUAUACCUACUUAUUGGAGCAAAUACGACGCCUCCCCCGCUGCCCUUCAACACAACCCCAACUCCGAAGCAUUAUUCCUUGAAACGACGCUCACGGCGCGAUGCUUUGAGAAUACCUGCGGGAUUAUCUUCGCCAAUGUGGCGAGGGGAAAGGAAGACGAGAGUGAUCGGUUCUUGGGUCUGUCGAGGGUAUGUUUGCCCAUUGUGGGGACGGUGGGUGCUAUGGGGGAUGAGGAGGGCGUGAUGGUGGUGGAUAUGGAUAUGGGGGUGGUGAGGAUUGCGGAGGAGAAUUAUCGUGUUAGGGAGGAUUUGGCUAAGGAGGGGUGGUAUUAUACGUAUAGGCAUCAGAGGUAA
Molecule: messenger RNA, 910 nt
Organism: Aspergillus costaricaensis CBS 115574
Lineage: Eukaryota; Fungi; Ascomycota; Eurotiomycetes; Eurotiales; Aspergillaceae
Product: carbon-nitrogen hydrolase family protein
Exons: 4
Coding region: 29-910 (293 amino acids)
Molecular function (GO): hydrolase activity, acting on carbon-nitrogen (but not peptide) bonds, in linear amides
Source: RefSeq, a predicted model, not a curated record